AACUUCCUCGAGUCAGCCUCUCCAGGACCAGCUCCUCCUGCCUCCCAGUGGCCUCUUUCAGCCCAGCCCAGCUCAUGGCUCUCGGCGGCCUUCCCAGGCCCCGCUUUUGACUUUUGGCGGCCUCUUCAGGCCCAGAACUUGACCUGCAGUGGGCCUUUGCAGGCCCGGCCUCCUGCCUCUCGAAGGCCUGCACGGGCCCGGCCUCGGCCUCGGCCUCACAGCGGACUCUCCAUGCCCAGCUAGCUCUCGCCUCACUGCGGCCUCCCGAGUCCAAAGCUCCUGCCUCUCGGCCGCGUCGGCAGGCCCAGCUCCCGCCUGCCAGUGGCCUCUUCAGGCCCAUGGGGCUCAUUCCUCACAACCUUUCCAGGCCCAGUUUUUCCCUUCCGGCGGCCUCUCCGGGCCCAGAGCCUCCUCAACUCGGCCUCUCCAGACCCACUUGCAGCCUCCCGGCGUCCUCUCCCGGCCCAGCUCUUCCUCCCGGCUGCAUCUCCAGGCCCGACUCUGGCCUCCCAACAACGUCUUUGGACUCAGCUCCUGCCCAGCUCCUAGCGGCCCUGGUAGGCGCACAACUUCCCGAAGCCAAGCUCCCCAGGCCCAGCUCAGGCCUCACGGUGGCCUCUCCAGGCUCAGCUCCUGCCCUCCGAUGGCAUCUGCAGGCCCCAAAUGGUCUCCGGUCGGUGGGCUCCUCUAGGCCCAGCUUGGGCCUCCCGGCGGCCUCUGCAGGCCCAAGUCGUCCUCAAGUUGGCCUGCAAUUGGGCCUGGAAGAGCAGCAAGUCGGCCUCCCCGGGCCCAGCUCCGUCCUCUCGGCGGCCUCUCCAGGUGCAAAACUUCCUCGAGUCAGCCUCUCCAGGCCCAGCUCCUCCUGCCUCCCAGUGGCCUCUUUCAGCCCAGCCCAGCUCAUGGCUCUCGGCAGCCUUCCAAGGCCCCGCUUUUGACUUUUGGCGGCCUCUUCAGGCCCAGAACUUGACCUGCAGUGGGCCUUUGCAGGCCCGGCCUCCUGUCUCUCGAAGGCCUGCACGGGCCCGGCCUCGGCCUCGGCCUCACAGCGGACUCUCCAUGCCCAGCUAGCUCUCGCCUCACUGCGGCCUCCCGAGUCCAAAGCUCCUGCCUUUCGGCCACUUUGGCAGGUCCAGCUCCCGCCUGCCAGUGGCCUCUUGAGGCCCAUGGGGCUCAUUCCUCACAACGGCCUUCCCAGGCCCAGUUUUUCCCUUCCGGCGGCCUCUCCGGGCCCAGAACCUCCUCAAGUCGGCCUCUCCAGACCCACUUGCACCCUCCGGGCGUCCUCUCUGGGCCCAGCUCUUCCUCCCGGCUGCGUCUCCAGGCCCGACUCCUGCCUCUCAACAACCUCUUUGGACUCAGUGCCUACCAAUCUCCUGGCGGCCUUGGUCGGCCCACAGCUUCCUCAAGCCAAGCUCCCCAGGCCCAGCUCAGGCCUCACGGUGGCCUCUCCAGGAUGAGCUCCUGCCCUCCGAUGGCAU
Pan troglodytes (chimpanzee) is the source of this 1478-nucleotide messenger RNA. RefSeq lists its product as uncharacterized. The coding region runs from base 339 to 935 and encodes 198 amino acids. NCBI's taxonomy places the organism in Eukaryota, Metazoa, Chordata, Mammalia, Primates, Hominidae. The transcript has a single exon. The record is from RefSeq and is a predicted model, not a curated record.